CUGUAAUACUGAUAUAUAAAAAUCCUAACGACUAUAUAGGAUUUUCGCUUGGUGCACAUGAACGUAAAAGGAAUGAAACUUCGCAAAUAAGUCACAAGCAGACGGAAGAAGCUGUUCGAUAGGGUAAUUUUUACCCCCGCGGGCCCCGCGCCUCGAGAUCUAUUUGCUCUGUCUGCCCUUGUCAGUGAACUCAAUUAGUCCAUUUCCUCUGUGUAAAGAAAUUGAGUUCUCUGGCCCUUGCACAAAACGAAAGAGUAAUUGUUCGUAAUUGCAAUUUGUCACAUGAAGUAUCUAUUAUACGCUUUGACGUGUGUGUGGGCUCAAGACUCGCCAUGUUGUUUGUAAUCUAAAAUGAACUAAACUAUAAAAAUUUCAUGAUUUCUUGGAAGUGUGUACACUUGUCUCUUUCGUUAUUAUUUCGUAUUAACCAGAAUGGAGCUAAGGUAAAACCGUUGGAAAUCAACUCAGUUGGAAACUUGGAAUACGCAUACAAAUUCGGUGAUAUUCUAUUGUAACUACAAACUGCAGUAAAGUGAUUGACGGUCUAAAAGCCACCGCAAUAUGGCCGAAUCCUUCGAUUCGGCUGCUGUUUCAAAGCAUUCCUUCUACUGGACCGGAAUUUGAGAGUUGUACUGUUGACGAAUAUGGAAGGGGAAACGAAUACUCACCAACGUCCAUGGAAAAAUAAAAAACGAAGGGCAAAUAAGCAGAGCAGAAAUGAGAAUGCUGAAAACACAAUAGAUGGGGGACAGAAGAAGACACAAGAAAACGGUGGAAAGAGACAGAAGAAACCACUGAAGUUGGUACCGGAAUUUGUGGUACAGAAUUUGCCAGUACCAGGUCCACGGCAUCUAGCUGCUCUGGGCAAGCAUUUGAACAGUGUAUCUUCAGACUAUGGCCUGUUAAAAGAAGAUUUGGAUUUGAGAUGGAUGGUUUUCAAUAAUGUCAGAAAACUUUUUGAACAGAAAAUUAAAGGUUGCACUCUACGGCUAUAUGGUUCUUCGAAAAGUGGUCUUGGUUUAAAAACUAGUGAUGUUAAUAUAGACAUGGAUGAAGAAAAUGAGGAAAAAAUUCCUGGAAUUUUUAUUGCAUUUUUAAAAGUACUUCAAGGCUGCGAGCAAUUCACUGAAAUUAAAGAACAGUUUGAAAGUAAAUGGCCCGUUAUCAAUUUUAAAGAUGUUGACAGUGGACUAACAUGCAAAGUUAGCGCUGGAAACACUUCUGCAUUUUUUACUACUUCACUCCUCAAAGUUUAUGGCGACCUAGACAGCCGUGUCAGACCGUUAUGCCAUUGUUUUAGACUAUGGGCAAAGAUUUGUCAGGUGGAUCGUCCAAACGCCGGCACCUUGCCACCUUACUCGUUUUUUUUAAUGGCUAUCCAUUAUCUGCAACAAAUCCAACCUCCUGUUUUACCUGUCAUCCAUGAAAAGUUUGGGAACGAAUUACCCAAAUAUUUCGAAGAAGGCGACUCAGGGUUACUUGUGCUUCUGCAAAAGAUGUGGAAGAGGACAAAUACACUGUCUCUUGGAGAACUUUGGCUCGGAUUGCUCAGGUUUUACACCAACUACGAAAGAAACGAGUUAUGCAUCGUAAAUGUUCGUCGAAAGAAAGAAUUAAAAAGAUCAGAAAAAUCCUGGGGGAAAAAGUUCAAGUUAGCCAUCGAAGAUCCAUUUUCUUUAAAAAGAAAUGUUGCACGCACACUGAUAAAACUCAACGCAUAUCGAUAUAUAAUCGAGCAUUUGAACGUGGCUUUGGUGUAUUUUUCUGGCCAUCCCGAUUUUCCAUUGACAGCUUCUCAGUUAAAAGAAAUUCAAAGCAAUGACCAUCACCGGAUAAACGAUCCUAAUGAUAUGGAAAAAGGCAGUGCUUCGAAGCACGGAAUUCGCCCUCAGGAUCCCGAGAUUGAACAUAUUGACAGCGAUGAAGAUAGGCGACAAGUUGAACUUGAUGAUGAAAUUGAUGGUGAAGUUGAGGAUGAAAACGGCCAUGAAGCUGGUAAUGGAAGUGACAAUGAAGAUUUGAUUGAUGGUAUUUUUGCGAUGGAUACGAUUAACGACAGUUCUAUAAGUGAUAACGACGGUGCUGAUUCUACAAUCAUUACAGACCAGUCACUUUUGGAAGAUCCUUGUUCUCCCCGCGAGAUUGCUAAUAUCGAUUCGAAGGUUGCAAAGGAGGCAUUGUCCGCUCCAUCUUGUGAUUUGCUCGGCGAUUGGGAAAAUGCCGAAUAUAUUUUUGACGAUUCGGUACUUCGUAAAGGAAAUACUCUUGACACGACAUGUACGUUCUGCGGCGAGGAGGAUCAUAUUGUUGAUAACUGUACCGCUGAUCAGGUCACCAGAACGGUAAAGCCGUUGCCACUUAUGCCUGAUUGGUUUAAAGAUGUCUUGACCAAAGUCUGUUUUUGUUGCAAAGAGGAUUUCGGUAUCACUCAAGAGGACGUUACAAAACGGCAAUUUUAUCUCCGUGCACUGGAAACCUAUAUUAGGAACCAUAUCCCGGACGCUAUGCUGCAUUUGUUUGGCUCGUCUUGCAAUGGCUUUGGUUUCACGGGCAGUGAUAUGGAUCUUUGUAUGACAUUGGAAGGCAAGAAAAAGAGCGAUAUAGACUGCAUCGAAUACAUCACACGACUCGCGGCAAUGCUUAGGAAGAACCCCGAGUGCUCGGACGUAAUCCCCAUCACUGGCGCCAAAGUGCCCAUUGUAAAAUUUUUCAUCAAACAUGCGAAGGUUGAAGCAGAUAUUAGUUUGUAUAACGAAGUAGCUCUGUGGAACACAAAGUUGUUAGCGGCAUACGUUCAAAUUGAUCCUCGUGUCCAUGUCCUGGGGUGUACACUCAAGAUUUUUGUAAAGCUAUGUGAUAUCGGUGAUGCUUCAAAAGGCAGUCUCUCGUCGUACGCCUACAUUCUGAUGCUAUUACAUUUUCUGCAACAACGUCGCCCACCAGUUUUACCUGUUUUGCAAGAGCUGUAUGAUGGCAAAGAACAACCACAGAAUAUUGUUGAAGGACACAACUGCUGGUUCUUUUCCGAUUUAAAAAACUUGAGAACAAAAUGGACAGCACAAAAUAAGGAGAGUUUCGGUGAAUUAUGGCUGGGAUUUCUUCGUUAUUACACAGAAGAAUUUGAUUAUCGUCGCAAUGUUGUGUGUGUUCGUUACCUCAGGCCCCUGACGAAGUUUGAAAAGCUCUGGAAUGGGAGACAAAUAUGUAUUGAAGAUCCCUUUGUUUUAUCGCACAACCUUGGAGCCGCCCUCACUCUGGGCAUGGUGAAAUACAUUCGUUCAACGUUCGAGAGGGCUCGUCAGCGCUUCGGAACCGCGCGUGAAGAUAUACCACGAGGUAUUCAGGAUCGACAGCGCUUUUUCUUCGACACGGUUUACCUCACCGAUGGACGCCUGCCUCCGACUGGAAGAAAUUGCAACAUCUGCGGAAAGAUCGGUCAUUUGGCUAAGGAAUGUCCCUUUAAUAAUAGAUCAAAGCGAGGGAAAGGCCAGAAGACAAAGGAUGAAAAAGGCGAACAAGGUAAGCAAGAGAAGGUUCAUCAGGAGAAAGCGGAAAAAGGUGAACAAAAUGAGAAAGCCUCCAAAGGCAACCGCGAGGGAGAUGCACAAAGCGCACCCGAGAAAAAGGAACAGAACAACGAUCGGAAAAGCAUUGAGAGACCUCCAGAAGGAAUUAAGCAAGAAAUGUUGAACAAAAGCAAAAUCCAAGAAGCAACCAAAGUUGUUCAACAUCCUCCCGUGAGACAGACACCCCCUACAAAAGUAAACAACCCGAGCAACAUUCCAGUUUUCCAAAAUUCUACAGCCUAUCCACAGCCACAACAGACAAUAUUACCUACGUUCCCUUUUUCGGCCACGCAACCACGCCCGAUGCGAAUGAACUCCCCUCCCGGCAUGUGGAAUUAUUUGCAACCCCCUUCGGCCGUGAGACUUCGCUCUCCAGUCGCGGCAAUGCCACCUCUGGGUAUGUUUCCGAGAAACCGUUUGCCAUAUCCAUCACACGACAUGAUGCCCAGGAAUAUGGCGCCAGGGUCACCUCCUGACAAACAGUCUUUGCCUGUUAGACCACCAAUGUCACCCUUAAGUGGACUGCACCCGUCUAAUUCUAUGAUCCCAUGCACUCGGCCGAUAUUUUCUGAGGUUUCCAGUGGACCUCGAUUCGUACCUGCUGGUCCCCAAUGUGCAAUAGGUCCAGGUGCGCAGCUAUUUGGAAGUCCAGACAAUCCCUUUCAGUUUGACGCAUUCCAGAGAGAUAACAUGCUUCUGAUCAACUCCCCGCCUGUUUACCAACCAUUUGAAUCUCCCCAACGAGUCGAGCACAAUCCCUUGUCACCAGUGAGCCGUAGUCCGCGUGUCAUCUCAUGCGAGGAGUUAGAAAGAUAUGACCAUCCUCAAUCUCCACAGGAGGACAAGACUUAUGGUUUCCAAGUAGCAGAAAAAGGCGAGACAAUCCCUGUUCCAACUGAAAAAGUACCGGAUAUAAUCCCCUCUUUGUUAGAUGCACUACGCACGAUGAAUGUAAAUGAGGGGAGUUCUCCCGAUCAGAGUGCUGAUCAAGACGAAAGUUCGGCCUUGAAAAAGGCAAGUAGAGACGAUGGACUUGGCAGUGAUGACGCAAACGUCGAAUUCAGACAACCCCCGAAGGUCCAAAAUAUAGCUACGAUGAAUCCAAAAACCACCAACAAAGGUGACACGUUCACGUUGAAUUCAAAAAAUAGACAGAAAAACAAACGGAAACAGGAAGGCGGCCAAGCGGAGAAGGAUAGCGGUUGUAUGAAAGAAAAUGAUCUUGUUAAAGACAACAUUGCAUUCCAUCGGGGACUACCAUCUCAUAAUCCAGAUGAAGAAGGAGAAAUAUCGAAGCUUUCAACUCACUCCAAUAACGUUUCACCGCAAGAGAAAAAGUCUAGCGAACCAGAAAACCAAACACAUGUUCAAAAUGUUCAACACGGCGAGCAAUUGCCAGUAGGGCAAAAAAGAGAACGGAGGAAACCACGAGAGAUUAGGAUUCGUUAUAGAAAUCCACGACCAUUAGCACCCGCAUUUUUACAGAAGUCGCAUCCGCAACAGCAACAUGAAACGCAUCAGCAACAUUCUCGUCAGCAUCAACAACAUCAGCAGCAGCUACAACAGGAACAACCACAGCAACAGCUACUGCAACAAAAACAACAACAGUCACAGCAAGACAGACAAAAACAACACCAACCACAACAAUCACAAUCACCGCAACAAGAGCAACAAUCACAGCAACAAAAGCAAAAACAACAACAAUCACGGAAACAAAAACAACAACAACAGCAACCUCGACGACAAGCUCCGGAACAAAACCAACAACAAUCACAGCAACAAAAACAACAGCAGCAACAACAACAACAACAACAACAACAACAACAACAACAAUCACCAGGCAAGCAUCAAAAACAGGAAAACCAAGACGCGCAUAAACAACAAAAACAUUCAAAACAACAACAGAGGCAAAACCAAAAUACACCAAAUGGAAGGCAUUUCAUAACGACAGGUGAUAAUGAGAACACGCCGACCGUGGAUAAAACCCAACUGGUUGUGAAAGUUACCGGAGAUCUCCGGGAGGUGAAUGCCAAGAUGCCUCACGAGCAAAGUCCUGGGGGUAAUUUAAAUAGAAACCCCAGGCGAAAAAGAUCGCGACAAAAGAAAUCACCUAAAACUGAUGACGCCAAAUGAUGUUACGCAAAAAGCUAGCCUAUAUAGAAAGAGGAAAGUUGACUUUUUUAGUUCAUAUUUUGUUCCUUUUUUACCUCGCUACACAAAAUCAUCCAUUUUAUUGAAUAGACGUUACCAUGUUUUUAGCUGUGACUUUAAAACCAGGAAUUUUUUAUCAAAACUUGAAGUCGGUGUGUUCAGCAGGAAUUUUACAGUAUAACCGUAGAUUCCCCCACGCACUAUUUCACCAAGAAUAUUUUGAUUCGAACAUUUUUCAAGCUAACGAAAUUUAAUCAGAAAAAUGUCCAACUGCAAUCUCUUUAUUAACAUCGUUGAAGUUGUGUGUAAAUAUUAACAGGAAAUAAAUUAUAGUUUAGAUC
Messenger RNA from Dendronephthya gigantea, 6058 nucleotides. Its product is annotated as terminal uridylyltransferase 7-like. The record is from RefSeq and is a predicted model, not a curated record. Gene Ontology annotation, molecular function: zinc ion binding; RNA uridylyltransferase activity; nucleic acid binding. Lineage: Eukaryota; Metazoa; Cnidaria; Anthozoa; Malacalcyonacea; Nephtheidae. Bases 645 to 5699 code for a protein of 1684 amino acids. The transcript has 21 exons.